Nasonia vitripennis (jewel wasp) is the source of this 546-nucleotide messenger RNA. RefSeq lists its product as uncharacterized. Lineage: Eukaryota; Metazoa; Arthropoda; Insecta; Hymenoptera; Pteromalidae. The coding region runs from base 1 to 546 and encodes 181 amino acids. The record is from RefSeq and is a predicted model, not a curated record. The transcript is spliced from 3 exons.
AUGGACCCGGAGUCACGAAAACUGUGGAAGACUGAGCUGAGUGAGAAGGACCAGGAGUUCGUGCCGGAGGUGGACGAGCCGGAAUGUGAGACAAGGCAAAUAGCUCUUGGAUCGCUCCAGUCGUUACAUUGUCGCUUUUCUCGAGAUCCCAAGGUCGCUCACGCGUAUCAAGAAUUUCUGAAGGUGUACGAAGAUUUAGGGCACAUGGUUCGAGUUUCAGAGUCGGAGAUUCGGCGAGAAGGUGCUCCUCUUCAAAGUGACCUCGAGUUGAUUUUGCUUAAUUGGCGUAGAUAUUUAUUUGCGUUUACUGCGGAUAUAGUUAAGAUGUUUAGGCAGAUCAAGGUGCAGCGCGAGGAUCAGGACUUUCAGAGGAUCGUUUGGGUUCCUAUUGCUGAUUCUCCUCCUGUCGAUUUUCGCUUGACGACAGUCACAUAUGGGACGGCUAGUACUCCGUUUUUAGCUAUUCGCACGUUGCAGCAAUUAGUAGAGGACGAGGGCGCUCGAUUUUCUCUCGGUGCUGAAUGCCUCAAACCGAGACGUAUGUAG